AUGGCUGUCACCAUUGGUAUCAACGGCUUUGGCCGCAUCGGCCGCCUCGUCUGCCGCGCCGCCUUUGCCAACCCCAACGCGACCGUCGUCAUCCACGACAACUUUGGCAUCGUUGAAGGCUUGAUGACGACGGUGCACGCCGUGACGGCCAACCAGCUCACGGUCGACGGUCCGUCGCGCGGCGGCAAGGACUGGCGCGCCGGUCGCGGUGCCGGUGCCAACGUGAUCCCGGCGUCGACGGGCGCGGCCAAGGCCGUCGGCAAGGUGCUGCCGGAACUCAACGGCAAGCUCACGGGCAUGGCGUUCCGCGUGCCGGUGCCCGACGUCUCGGUCGUCGAUCUCACGGUGCGUCUCGAACGCGGCGCGUCCAUGGCGGCCAUCAAGGCGGCCGUCAAGGAAGCGUCGGAAGGCUCCAUGGCCGGCAUCCUCGGCUACACGGAGGACGAAGUCGUGUCGAGCGACUUUAUCUCGGACAAGCGCUCGUCCAUCUUUGACGCCAACGCGUGCAUCGCGCUCAACGACAACUUUGUCAAGCUCGUGUCGUGGUACGACAACGAGUGGGGCUACUCGAACCGCCUCGUCGACCUCGUCUUGCACAUGGCCACCGUCGACAACUAA
This is a messenger RNA of Saprolegnia parasitica CBS 223.65, 618 nucleotides long. RefSeq lists its product as hypothetical. Gene Ontology annotation, molecular function: oxidoreductase activity, acting on the aldehyde or oxo group of donors, NAD or NADP as acceptor; NAD binding. The coding region runs from base 1 to 618 and encodes 205 amino acids. The transcript is spliced from 2 exons. The record is from RefSeq and is a predicted model, not a curated record. Lineage: Eukaryota; Oomycota; Saprolegniomycetes; Saprolegniales; Saprolegniaceae.